Linnemannia hyalina is the source of this 948-nucleotide messenger RNA. The record is from the annotation of a GenBank genome assembly. Lineage: Eukaryota; Fungi; Mortierellomycota; Mortierellomycetes; Mortierellales; Mortierellaceae.
AUGCCUGCCGAGGCCGACACCAGAGAGAAACGAGAGGCCGAGAGGCGGAGGCUGGAGGAGCUCAGGAAAGAAGAGGAAGAGAAGGAGACUGGACCCUACCAAAAACUGGAGAAGAUUGGAGAAGGCACAUACGGUGUCGUUUAUAAAGCAACACACAGAACUACAGGAAGGGUGGUGGCAAUGAAGAAGAUUCGUCUUGAGAAUGAGGAUGAAGGUGUACCCAGUACCGCAAUAAGAGAGAUCUCGCUACUGAAGGAGCUCAAACACAAUCAUGUCGUCCAGCUGCUUGAUGUUGUUCAUGAGGAGAGCAAGUUGUUCUUGGUAUUUGAGUAUCUGGAGGUGGACUUGAAGAAAUAUAUGGAUGCUCACACCAAGGCACAAAACACUGGAUUACCCCUGCAACAAGUCAAGGAAUAUUUGCACCAGUUGAUUCAGGGGGUUGAGUUCUGUCAUCAGAGGCGAAUCCUUCAUCGCGAUCUCAAGCCUCAAAACCUGUUGAUUGACGAGCACCGGAACCUCAAACUGGCGGAUUUCGGAUUGGCGCGCGCGUUUGGCAUUCCUCUCAGGACUUAUACCCACGAGGUUAUCACGUUAUGGUACCGUGCGCCUGAGAUCCUGAUGGGUUCCCGUCAUUACUCGACCGCCGUCGAUAUGUGGAGUGUCGGCUGUAUCUUUGCUGAAAUGAUCACUAAGCGGCCCCUCUUCCCAGGUGAUUCGGAGAUUGACGAGAUGUUCAGGAUUUUCAAGAUCCUCGGAACGCCAAACGAGACUGUGUGGCCAGGAGUAUCGAGUCUUAAGGACUGGAACCCCGAGUUUCCCAAGUGGCAGCGCAAGGAUCUGAGGACACUGGUGCCUAAUCUGGACGAUGAAGGUCUGGAUCUCCUUGAACAACUGAUCGACUACAACCCUGCACGACGGAUCUCAGCCAAGCGAGGUAAUUGGGAGUGA